GAGCUGCCGCCCUGCAACUUUUUUCCGCGGCAGCACUAUGCCGUGGCGCCCGUGAGUACUGGCGAUGCGCUGCUGCUUCUGGGGGGCAGUAAUGGCCACCUUCACUUCAACGACAUUUGGGGCGUCAAGCUAAUCGGCCAAGGUGCCGAUGCUACCUGGCAGUGGAGCGAGGUGUCGCCACAUAAUGAUGGACGCCGGGACCUGGACGGUCGCUUGUUGCUUUCCAAGUGGCCCGGACGGGGUCGUUUUGCCACGUGCGUGGCGUCAAGGCCAGGGGUCUCCACUGCAAUCUAUGUGACUGGCGGCCAAGGCGCCUUCUGCUUUGAAGAUUUUUGGGCGUCAGAGGAUGGAAGACAGUGGUAUUGCAUGUGCCAGAAAGUCCCUUGGGGUGGGCGUUUGGAACCAGGUCUCUGUGUUGUUCCCACAAAGUACGAGCAACUGGUUGUGGUGGGAGGCAUUGUUCCAGGCAUCCACCUCCGUGUUGAGCGGGACCUGUGGAUCUCCAAGGAUGCAGGGAGCAGCUGGCAGCAAGUCGCAACGCCCGAUUGGGAACCGCGCAGCUGCCCCUUGCUGUUCUUCAUGCCGCCCCAACAUGGCCGGCGGCUGCUUGUGCUGGGCGGUGCGCGCUUGGCGGAGGCAUCUGCGGGGGACCGUGCCCACGCAGUGGGACCCCGAUGUUUGGACGAUGCCUGGAGUGUGGAGCUGGAUUUUCGAGAAGGUACAGCUCGAUGGCAGGAACUCUGCACGACCAGUGCUCCUGAGGGGCGUGCUAGCGAGACCGGCUUCGAUGGAAACAUGGCCAGCUUCGAUGUCUCGGCGCUUCCCAAAGGUCAAGCACUGGGCCGCAAGACAGAAAGCGAACACCAAGCGUUGGUGGAUCGAGUGAAAUUUCAGCAGCGAAGCAGCGACAUCGCGCGGGAAGGGUGGCGUCACUACUGUGGUGCUUUGGCUGAUGGCGUUCAAGAUCCCCAGAAACACAGCUCCGAGUUCCUGCUGAAAUUCUUGGAACUGCUGGAGACAGGGCAAGUACCUCAGGCCCAAGAAGACUACGAAACCCGGCAGAUUCGCAGUGCCUGUCCAUCCCUGGGUGGUCGGCAAUUGGAACUCUGGAUGCCGGAGAGCGAAGUGAGUGUCAUGAAAGAUGUGGUGAACUCCAACUGCUACUCUUUGGCGCCGGGCAAGUCCUCGUUGCUGCUGCCUGGGGACCUACUGCUGGACGUGGGCGCCCACGUGGGCACCGCGGCGGCGCUGGCUUUGCGGACGCCCCGGGUGCAGGUGGUGGCGCUGGAGCCGCACCCAGUGACCUUCCAGAUCCUACAGCGAAACCUCGCUGAAGAUCCCCAAGCCACCCUGCUGAAUCUGGCCAUUGAUGGUGGACCCAGUGGCUCCAGGGUGCCUCUCUAUGCACACCGAGGCACCAACAACCCCUCGCGGCUGUUCUUCGCUUCGUUGUUCACCACCCGAAGUCACGCAGACGAUGCCAUCCUGGUGAGCUCCGUCACCCUACAGGACUUGAUCCAACGCUACGCGCCCACGGUGGUGAAGCUCGAUGCGGAAGGUGCUGAGCGCUUUCUGCGGGACGUGGAGGACUUCGGACAGAUCAGACGCUUGGUGGUGGAGUGGGACUGGACGCACAACAAGUACCGAAGAAACUGGGAGGAGGUCAGGCAGCACUUGGAACUCCACGACUUCAAAGUCUCCCUGCGCGGCACCAUGCCGGCCUUCCACGAAACGACCGGGGAGGCAUUGCUGAAGGAUCCGCGUGGUAAGAAGCGCGGCAACACGGGGAUGAUCUUCGUUGCCUCCAGGAAAGCUGCGAUGGCUGCGAUAGCUGGGGACUUGAGGGAUGUUGCCAUCCCAGAGCCCGAGAGCUACCUGGGCAGCGAGAACGCGCAGCCGCGCCUCGAGGAGCAGCUGUUGGCGCUGUCGAUGGAACAGCUGGAAGAGCGCUUGAGGCAUUUUGGAGAGCCUGUGCGUGAGGUUCGAGGUGAAGAAUAUUUUCUUCUUGGUUUUAAGGAGAGAAGAACUGCCGAACUGGUGAAAUCGCUCUGCGAGGUCUACCAGCGCCCCACCUUUCGUCGAAGCAUUGAACACUCAGAUGGUGUGCCCCUGCAAGAGGAUGGGGUUCAAAAGCUCCUGGAAGUGCUUCGGAGCAUCAACUUUGAAGAGAACCUGCGUCCAAGUGUGCACGCUGCGGGUUACCUCAUCCUGAAGCUCGUCGCCAUCCCUCAGCUCCGCUUGUCCUGGGGAAAAGACGAAGGUCGCCGGGCGCGGCUGUGGCAGCUGGCGCUGGAGCUGCUGAAGGCGGCGUCCGCGAAGGCGGCAGCCUUUGAGGUGACGGCCAUGGCGGUGACCAAAAACUUCCGUGGCAGUCCACACAUCGACCAAAACGACUUCUCCGUCCAGUAUGCGUUGGCUGUGGGCGACUUCGCUUCGGGCGGAGAGUUGUGUGUGGAGGAGAAUCCGUUCUUGGUGAGAGGCUUGAACACGCAUAACCGCCUGGUAUGCAUCGAUGGGGACAACCCAUGGCAACGUCCUGGGGCCGUAGUGGUGCUGCGCGCAGGUCAUCUUUAUGUGUCCCCUCCAGUGGCGCCGCAUUGCUGGGUGCAGAUCCAUCCUGUAGAAGCACUGCCGAUGUCAGCACAGAUCUAUGUGGCCUCCGGCCCACGUGCAUGUUGCCCACGGCUCUUCAUCUUCACCAGCGGCGGAAUCUUUGCCUCCACGGUGGGGGAGCUGAGGGCGCAACGACGAGUUCUGCAAAGAUUGGCCAGGCAAAUGGAAAGGCAGUGGCCACGUUUGCCAGCUGUCCUGUGGCAGACGCGCAUCAUCCCAUACUUGCUUCCAGUGGGAGGCCGUGUAGUGAAACCUCUGCCGAAGUCGCUGCUGCGAAGGAAAAAAAAGGAGCGCUGCAGAUUCUGCAGAUCUGUCAGAAUUCAUUGGAUUUUA
This is a messenger RNA of Cladocopium goreaui, 2946 nucleotides long. The record is from the annotation of a GenBank genome assembly. NCBI's taxonomy places the organism in Eukaryota, Dinophyceae, Suessiales, Symbiodiniaceae.